ACCAAAAGAAAAAGGAGUAUAUUUUCCUAUUGAAGCAAGAGUUCCUCCUGAGUGUGUGAGGUGAAAACAGAGCUUGACCUUUGAAAGAUCGCAUGGCGAACAAAUGUGAAGGACAUGCCGUGGGGAUAGACCUUGGAACAACGUACUCGUGUGUGGCUGUUUGGCUGGAGGAGAAAAACAGAGUUGAAAUUAUCCACAACGAUGAAGGCAGCAAAAUCACACCUUCUUUUGUUGCUUUCACUGAUGGUCAAAGGUUGGUCGGUGCUGCUGCUAAGGACCAGGCUGCUAUCAACCCUCAAAACACUGUCUUUGAUGCUAAAAGGUUAAUUGGUAGGAAAUUUAGCGACCCUGUUGUUCAAAAAGAUAUUUUGUUGUGGCCAUUCAAGGUUGUUUCUGGUGUUAAUGACAAACCCAUGAUUUCCCUUAAGUUCAAGGGCCAGGAGAAACUCCUCUGUGCCGAGGAAAUUUCAUCAAUAGUCCUCACAAAUAUGAGAGAGAUUGCAGAGAUGUAUUUGGAAUCCCCAGUUAAAAAUGCAGUUAUCACUGUGCCUGCUUAUUUCAAUGAUGCACAGCGAAAAGCCACUAUGGAUGCUGGUGCCAUUGCUGGUCUUAAUGUUAUGAGAAUAAUUAAUGAGCCCACUGCAGCAGCUAUUGCAUAUGGACUUGAGAAGAGAGGUAGGUGUGAUGCUGAGAGGAAUAUUUUUGUCUUUGAUCUUGGUGGUGGGACUUUUGAUGUGUCUCUUCUCACCAUUAGAGAUGAUGUGUUUGAAGUUAAAGCAACUGCUGGAAACACUCACAUCGGGGGAGAGGACUUUGAUAACAGAAUGUUGAAUUACUUUGUAGAGGAAUUUAAGACGAAGAACAACGUGGACAUUACCGGGAAUCCAAGAGCUUUGAGACAGUUGAGAACUGCAUGUGAAAAGGCAAAAAGGACACUCUCCUUCAAGUUUCUCACAUUUGUUGAGAUAGAUAAUUUAUUUCAAGACAUUGACUUUUCUUCAUCAAUCACUCGUGUCAAGUUUGAGGAAAUCAAUAUGGACCUUUUUAAUGAGUGUAUACAGACUGUUGAGAGUUGUCUUACUGAUUCAAAGGUAGACAAGAGUAGUGUAGAUGAUAUUGUUCUUGUCGGUGGUUCUUCUAGGAUUCCCAAAGUGCAGGAACUAUUGCGUAAUUUCUUCAAUGGGAAGGAUUUGUGCAAGAGCAUCAAUCCUGAUGAGGCAGUUGCUCACGGGGCAGCUGUCCAGGCUGCUCUAUUGAGUGAAGGCAUUAAGAAUGCCCCAAAGUUGGUGCUGCGAGAUGUCACCCCUUUGUCACUUGGUAUUUCAGUGAAUCAAGACACCAUGGAUGUGGUAAUUCCUAGGAAUACUUCUCUACCUGUGAAGAUGACAAAAGGAUAUGGUACUGCUAGCGAUAACCAUUGCCGUGUCUCUAUUAAUGUUUAUGAGGGUGAGAGAGCAAGAGUCGCGGACAACAAUCUGCUAGGUUCUUUUAUUCUUUCUUGUCUUCCAGAUACUCCUCGUGGCCAACCUUUGGAUGUAUGCUUCACUAUCAACGAAAAUGGUAUACUGAAUGUUUCUGCUAUGGAAAAAUCCACUGGCAAUAUGAAUGAGAUCACGAUAACCAACGACAAAGAAAGGUUAUCCAGAGAAGAAAUUAACAAAAUGAUUCAAGAAGCUAGAGAGUACCGUGCUGAAGAUGAGAAAUUCCUAAGGAAGUCUAUGGUAAUGAAUGCAUUAGAUUGCUGCAUUUACAAGUUGAGGAAUGGUCUAAAGAUUAAGGACGUAAAUUUAAAGCUAUCAUCUCAAAAACUCAAAAAGAUCACUGAUGCAAUUGCAGUGGCUACAAAUUUGCUUGAUAAGAAUAAUCAGCGGAAUGAAAUUCAUGUUCUCGAAGAUCAUAUGAAGAAGCUUGAAAAUAUGUUGAAAGACCUUGAAGUAAAGACUGAAUAGUUUUCUUUUUCAGCAGUUAGGUUGAUAAGUGUUGUCUUGCUUUUGUACGUCGUGAAUGGAAACCUUUAUGAUGAUGAUUUAUUAUAUAUUUUCUAUUAGUUUUGAAGGUUGGACAAAAUUUGCUGUGACCAUGUUAUCUAAGAUUGUGACUGUUCCUGACUUGUAAACCAACAUUAUUAUGCCAACCUUGUGCUAAAAGAUUGUAACCAUGACUUGGGCGCUCA
Messenger RNA from Medicago truncatula (barrel medic), 2173 nucleotides. RefSeq names its product heat shock cognate 70 kDa protein. Bases 93 to 1949 code for a protein of 618 amino acids. The record is from RefSeq and is a predicted model, not a curated record. The transcript has 2 exons. Lineage: Eukaryota; Viridiplantae; Streptophyta; Magnoliopsida; Fabales; Fabaceae. Gene Ontology annotation, molecular function: ATP binding; ATP-dependent protein folding chaperone.